CUGUUCAGAAUCAUAUUUCAUCUUUCUUUCGUUCUGAUGAUUUCGACCAAACUUACUCAACUUGCGAUUGCAGUAGGUGUCGGUGUAGGUACUGGCAUCUAUGUUUUUAAACCUCUUCUUCAAGAAUAUGAACAAGAAACAAACGGUACUUGGCUUCGUCCUGGUGAUAAACAAAAACUACGAAACCCACCACAAAAAUAAAAUAAAAUAAAAUAAAAUAAAAAUAAAAAUAAAAAUAAAAAAUUCUUUUCCUCUCUA
Messenger RNA from Gilbertella persicaria, 258 nucleotides. RefSeq lists its product as uncharacterized. The transcript is spliced from 2 exons. The record is from RefSeq and is a predicted model, not a curated record. Lineage: Eukaryota; Fungi; Mucoromycota; Mucoromycetes; Mucorales; Choanephoraceae. Bases 37 to 201 code for a protein of 54 amino acids.